CUCCCGACUAGAAGCUGGACGAGGCUCCCAGUGAUGAACACUUACAGGAGGCGAGAAGGCUCUGUGUUCUGUUCAGCUGCACCUUGUGUCUUUUGCGUGGUACUCUAGUGAGUGACGUGUGAGUCAUCUGUCAGAGGCCACUCAGAUACCCACUGCUGGACCCAGGAGUCCACGGGUCCCAUCAUCAUCUCUGUCUCAGAGGCAAAACUGCAUCAGAGUGAUCCUGAAGCAGUGGUGGCCCAGGCUCAGUGCCAGUAGGAUGUGGAGCCUUCCAUGAAACUGCUGUAGAAAUGGCCCUCAGCCCAGCAUCAGGAGAGCAGCCAAAGAUGCAGAGUGUGGCCUGGGAGGACAGUAGCCUUCAGCCCUGCCCUGUGAGCCAUCAGCCUCAGAGCACAGGCUUUUCAGGAUUCCCGAACGAAGAUCAUAACAAAGUAAAAGAAACAACAGGGAGAAGAGUAAACAGAAAACCAAGACGUAAAUUCACUAAGGAUGAAUUGUGCCUACUUAAUCACGUAUUUGAAGAAACUCCUUACCCUGAUUUUAUCAUUCGAAAAAAACUGGCUGAACAACUGUAUUGUCAAAUAUAUGCGAUUGAUAACUGGUUCCAGAACAGAAGAGCCCGCCUGCCACUGAAAGAGAGACAGAGAAUAUCCGCUGCUAGGAAACUGCACGCAUUCCCUAUCCAGGGUCAUUCACAUGGAAGCCUCCAGAACCCCCAGGCAGAGUCUCCCAUCGGGGCCCUGGAGCAGACCUGCUCCUCUACCCUGAAGGCUUUUCUAGGAGGCACGGACUAUUUCUCUCCUGAGACACAAUGGGUUCCCAGUCAACAGGAUGGCUCGGGGGACACUGGGGUCCCAGGCCUUAAAAAAGAACUGAGCUGUGCUUCGGAGUAUCCGGGUGACACAGGGAAUAGAUUGUAUCCCAAUUGUUCAUCUUACAGCUACGGAUCAGUGAUCUGUCUUCAACCUUCUGCUUCCAUGCAGUAUUUUGAGAAGCAUGAGCCCAACACCGGGCAGAGCUGGAACGUGAGGGCCUCCAUUCUGCCACAAGUUCAUAGUCAGCAAGAGGAGAAGUGGCAGCAGCAGCAGGCCUGCUGUCCUUACCCACUGUAUCAAGGUCAGCAGCAGAAUGGCUACUUGCUAUCCUCUACAGCAGCCUCGGCUUCAGAGGAAUCAAGACACAUUGUGUUUCAGGAUCAGCUGAUUAUGCAUCUGAAUCCUGGGGAUUCUGGGCAGCAGGUGCCCUCCCUUCAGUCACAACAGCAGGGCGGAGGCUUUCAAACCAGUAGUGGUCAGGUCUCUGCUAACACAGGGUGAGCAGGAGAAGGCAGCAGCUUUGGGCUGAGGGGUCUGCAAAGGUCCACCACUGGGACCAAGGAUGUGGCUCCAGAAAAUGGUUCUAAGCUUCAGAAAAGAACAGCCAUAGGUCAUCAUCCCGUGGUCAUCCACACAGCAGCCCAAGGCAAAGGCCUCUCUAGAGCCUGAGCCUAAGCCCUGUGUUCAGGAAAGCUCCAUGAGCUUGAUGGUCCUCCUAGUAGGGCAGCAGUGUCCCCUGGCUGUGCAGUUCAUAGUGCCUUGGAGAAAAGCUGGACUAGAGGCUGGAGUAGAAAACCAGCCAACAGGGAGAACACAGGUGUCAAUGAGCAACAGUUUGGGCUUCAGAAAAAAGAGGCUCUUAACACAGCAUCUGCCCUAGAUAUCGUUCCCUCCCCCCACCUCAGAGACAAGAUAGCCUUCAAGAAUUAUGAGGAUACAAAGAACCCUCCCCUGCACUUUGCUGGGGCGGGGAGGGUUGUCGGGCUGGAGGUUGCCGUUGGAUUAGCCUGCAAGAGUGCUGCAGCACAUCUCCCUACUCACAGAAGCAGGGCAGCAGCCACAUGUCUUUGAUGGAGCCCUGACUGCAAAGGCCAUCCCAACAAUGUCAGCUUGGUCAACGAGGAGGCAGCCCCUCAGGUGAGACCAAUUGAGGCAGGCACUGGAAGCAGAGCUCUGAAGAGCCCCAGGGUGAUCCUGUACCCUAGCUGGCAGGCAGCCCUCACCGGUCCUCUUGGCUGAGAACUGCUGCCUGGAAAUUGAUUUAGAGUGUGGAUGGGCACCAGCAAAAUCUCACAAGAUCUGAGAGUUCCCAGUUGAGCAUUUAAAAGCUGUGUUGUUAAACCAGUGUUUUUGAGGACCAGCCUGGUGUCUGUGAACUUCCAACUUUGAAAUGUUUUUCAUAAUUUUGAGCAUUAGGGUACAGAAUCAUUUCUCAAACAUUUUGGAGCAUUUGCUGUCAGUCUCAGUCUCAUAUGCUUUCCCCUACACUGUGUAAUGUGUUUUAACAUAUUUUAGAUUUUUAACCCAAAUCCUGUCCUAUUAAUUGCAGAAUAAAGCAUGUCUCCUACAUCUUUUUCAAGGCAAUCUGACAGGCAGAUCUAUUUCAUUUUGCAAAUAUCUCCCAUCUGUUACUACAGAUCAGACUGAGAGUAGGUGGGGAAUUAGCAGCUGUGAUGAGUAUGAUUUGCAUAGUCACUGCACAACCACUAGGAAAUAUUUCUAGUUAAUAUUCCUAUUGAAGAUGUAGAUGUUUGGCAAGUCUGCUACAGGAUGUAUCCUUUAAAGAAACUUGCAUGUACUUACACAACAUAGCCCCUGAAUAAAUAUCACAUAAAGUAAUAAUCCUGCACAAUUCAAAAUAAUAGACCAGAACUGUCUAGUUGAGAGUUCUGGUAUACAAUGUUCAGUGAAAAAUCAAGUUGCCUAAUUUUUAUAGCAUGAUGUUUAUAAAAAUGAAAUAAGAGCUUCAUCAAUAAAUAGCAUUGGUUAUUCUUGGGUACACAUAUAUGCAGCAAGAACAAAAACAUGGGCUAGGUUUAUAUUCACUGAAUCAUGGAGAGUUGCAAUAGGCGAGGAGGAAAAGAAAAUACCUUUUACAUUAUGAUGCAUAGCCUAUAUAGACUAAGUUACAGCCAGGGGUAGCAUCAUUGUCUACAUUUCCCAUUUCACACUCAGUAUGAUAUUUACUGUAUUAUCAGUUUCUGCCAAAGGAAUCCAUUUACUUCUGAUUGGCUCAGUUUAUUUCCUCCUGUACAGAUUUUGAAAAUUUCAAUUCCCUUUUUUCAUUGAUUACCACAAUAUAGUUUCUAAUCCUGUAACCUGUUCAUGUAGGGAUUUAGAUAGAUUUUUCUUAUAUUAAAGAAUGUUUGUGUUCUUGGAAUAACCCAGUUAGGUUAUGAGGUAUCCUUAUGUAUUUCUGGAUUAAAGUUGCUAAUAAUUUUUUUGGUUGCUAAUAUUUUUAGUAAGAUCAUGACAUCUGUUCACGAAGGAGAAGGCCUCUAAUAAUUUUCUUUAGUGACACUAUCUUUAGGGGUUUAGAUCAUGUUAAGAUAGCUCUGGAAUGACUUAUGUAGGCCACCACUCAUCAUUUAAAAUCUUGUGUAAAAAUUUAUCCCUUUAUUAAAUGAAUUUCCUAAUGAA
Neogale vison (American mink) is the source of this 3455-nucleotide messenger RNA. RefSeq names its product cytoplasmic polyadenylated homeobox like (gene CPHXL). Gene Ontology annotation, biological process: regulation of transcription by RNA polymerase II. The transcript has 4 exons. Gene Ontology annotation, molecular function: RNA polymerase II cis-regulatory region sequence-specific DNA binding; DNA-binding transcription factor activity, RNA polymerase II-specific. Lineage: Eukaryota; Metazoa; Chordata; Mammalia; Carnivora; Mustelidae. Bases 291 to 1316 code for a protein of 341 amino acids. Gene Ontology annotation, cellular component: nucleus. The record is from RefSeq and is a predicted model, not a curated record.